AACGGAUGGUUUAUGUCGUGCCUGGUUGCUUAUAUCCAACUGUCGCCAACAGUAACAAUGCCACUGUCUGGUGCUCUCUGCCAGUCCAGACUCGGAUGGCCUAUGGUGUUUUAUGUUCACGGCGUUCUGUCAUUGCUUUUGUUCAUCAUCUACGGCUUCUUUUAUCGCAAUAAUCCUAGCAAGCAUCCGAUGGUGAGUACAGCCGAAAUGCGCAAAAUCUCCGCUGGCAAAUCAACUCUGAAGUACGUUUUGCAUGCUUCAUUUCGCACAAUCAGAUGCGUAGAAUAUGAUAAAAAAGGAACACAGUUCAUUAUACUAAAAGUCAAAACCUCAACUACAUUCACCCCGUCUAAGAUGUGA
Gongylonema pulchrum is the source of this 360-nucleotide messenger RNA. Lineage: Eukaryota; Metazoa; Nematoda; Chromadorea; Rhabditida; Gongylonematidae. The record is from the annotation of a GenBank genome assembly.